Peniophora sp. CBMAI 1063 is the source of this 204-nucleotide messenger RNA. The record is from the annotation of a GenBank genome assembly. NCBI's taxonomy places the organism in Eukaryota, Fungi, Basidiomycota, Agaricomycetes, Russulales, Peniophoraceae.
AUGGUCAGGUCCGUUUCGCCACAAGAUCCUGUGCAUCUUGAAGAGCGACGGUCAUGCGCCCUUGAUCUCGGAAGACCUCUGGCACCUCCUCGGGAAGGCUGUCGCCGCAGGUACAUCAAGACCUCGAGGACAACGUUUCCCGGUUCCGCCUCAUUCUUCUCGAGUCACAUUCGCCGUCUCGCCCGCUACUACAAGACCACGUAG